Molecule: messenger RNA, 1059 nt
Organism: Penicillium concentricum
Lineage: Eukaryota; Fungi; Ascomycota; Eurotiomycetes; Eurotiales; Aspergillaceae
Product: alpha/beta hydrolase
Exons: 2
Coding region: 1-1059 (352 amino acids)
Molecular function (GO): hydrolase activity
Source: RefSeq, a predicted model, not a curated record
AUGUGUGACUUUUCAAAAUAUGGCAUUCCCAGCAAGGAGUGGUUACGUGUGGAAGCCACUCUACCGGCCGCGAAAGAGCAGAGCUUGUCUGAACUGAAGCUCGCCGCCAACGAAGGUAGAGAGCUCAUGGCGCGAAAGGCGAUGGCUGAGUUUUUGAACCAAGUCUCCACGCAAGAUCAUCUAAUUUCUGGCCGCGAUGGCUACAAAUUAGAGGCGAGAAGUUAUCGUCCAAUCUCAGCAUCUCCAACUGAGCUCCUGCCCAUUUACAUGCACUUUCACGGGGGUGGCUUUCUGUUCGGCACUUUGAGCUCGGAAGAUGCGGUAUGUUCUCGACUUGCUGUCAACACUCAGGUUGUUGUUGUCAAUAUCAACUAUCGCCAUACCCCUGAAUAUACGUAUCCAACCGCCUGGAACGAUGCCGAAGACGCGUUUCUUUGGGUCUGCGAGAACACGGCUCUAUUGAACGGUGAUCUGGACAGAAUCGUUAUCGGUGGAAUAUCGGCCGGUGCAUGGCUCGCCGCUUCUUUGACACAGGCAGCAUCAAGCUCAAAGCUUCCAGUCUUGCCAACGCCAGCCAUUUGUGGCCAGGUACUGAUGAUCCCUGCUCUAGUAUACACUAAGUGCUAUGACUCUCAAUUACGUCAAAUAAAAGACCCUAGUGUCUCAUCGUAUUCUCAGAAUGAGAACGCGCCAAUUCUGAAUAUGCGCAGGAAGCAGCUCUUUAAUGGUCUUUUAAAAGUGGAAAAUCCAGAUCCAACUGACAAACGGCUGAACCCUGGGCUUUUAUCUUCUGAAGACGCGAAGAAGUUGCCAUCAACAACUCUGGGGAUUGCGGGCUAUGAUCCUCUAAGAGAUGAAGGGCUGCUAUACGGCAAACUCUUGGCCGAAAAUGGUGUACCAACCAAUGUCAAUGUGUUUAAGGGAGUACCCCACGGAUUCCGACGAUUCGGCGAGAGACUGUCGGUUUGCAAGCAAUGGGAUCAGAUCAUGGAAGAUGGAAUUCGAUGGGCUUUAGCGAAACAUUCUACCUCAGGACAGUUUAUCAUUAAGGAACAUUGA